AUGUCAUCGAGGACGCAGCGAGGGGGAAAAAACUCUGUUGCGUUUGGUGAUGGAACAUUUGCUAAACGUCGUCCUGAUUUGCGCUUCAUUGAGAAACUCGUGUCUGGGAAUGAAGGAAAAACAAGGUUCUUCUCCUUUUUCCCGGCGGAAAAACAGUGGUUAAUGAUGAAUUGCUGUCUGAAAUACGUCUCCGUCGUGUACAACACAACUUCAUCUUGGGAAAAUUUCCCUUUCCGCUUCAACUUUCCGUUCAAAAACGACGAAUUCUCGUUCCAUAUUUCUGUAUCCCAGAUGCUGAAAUGUAAAUCUCUCGUAAUUGAGCCUUGCGCUGCUUACAUAUGCGUUUCAGAAAGAAGGAACGAGAAUGAAACAUUGCACUAA
This is a messenger RNA of Candidula unifasciata, 381 nucleotides long. The record is from the annotation of a GenBank genome assembly. Lineage: Eukaryota; Metazoa; Mollusca; Gastropoda; Stylommatophora; Geomitridae.